AUGCUGAGACUGCCACUCAGACUUCCCCUUAGGUCUCUGGGUGAAUUAGGCGAAGUUGGCAACGCGUGUGCGACAACAUUUUUACAACUUGUCCUUUAUAUUUAUAUACACGCGAGGCAAAAUGGAUGGGGAAAAAGGGCUUUUUGCUUCUCUCAACUUGAAAUCACAAAAGUCUGCCUAAAUCAACGAUCCUAUCCAACAUAUAUAGUCCUUGAGGGGAUUUGCACAAGAUCCUCGCACCCUUAUACUGCACUUGAGGACACGAGUCUUAUGUACCUACCUGGUGUUUCGUUAAAAUUGGUACAUGACUUGCUUCAAGCAUCUGUCUCAGUUCUCGAUGACAGAUUUCAAUAUUUCGAGGAGGGCUUGGACGGUUUUCCAGCCUUCGGAUUUCGUCCUGGUUCCGAAGUCAAGCAACCAUACAGAAUUUACCUUCCUGAGAAACUUCCGGCCGAAUUCACAUUGGUUGCGACUUUUAAGCCCAAGUCAACUAGGCCAAGUUAUCUUUUUGCAGUUCUCAAUCCCUUCGAUACUGUCGUUCAGCUUGGCAUACGUAUUUCGGAUGGACCAGCAUCCAAUCAAAAUGUGUCCCUCGUCUACACAAAUUCAGAUGAACACUCACAUUCCGAAGAUAUCGUUAAGUUUACUGUGCCAAAAUUAACGAAGAAAUGGUCGAAAAUUGUCAUCAAAGUAACAACAACCGACAUCACACUCUAUCUCAAUUGUCAUGAAUUGGGGAAUAAAAAAGUCAUCAGGAUACCGCAGGAAUUGGUUUUCGACACUGCAAGCACACUCUACAUUGCCCAGGCUGGACCGCAUAUCCAGGGAAAAUACGAUGGUCUUCUACAAACUUUAAAACUCUACGCUGGACAUCCUCAGGAUCUCGUCAAGUGUAAUGCCGAUUUUGAUUUUCCUUCGGGCUCUGGCUCGGGUGAAAUCGAAUCAAUUGAAGGUUCAGGAGUGGUUGAUUUUGACAACGUAUUCAUUGUAACUGAUGAUGAUGAUGAUAAUGGUGAGGGAAGCGAGGAAUUUAAUCCACCACCGUUAAUUACACCACCGCCACCAAAUGUCGACGCUCGCGCUAUGAAAGGUGAAAAGGGUGACAAAGGAGACAAGGGUGAGAGUGUGAGAGGACCACCGGGACCACCAGGUCCUCCAGGAGAUGGCUUCGACCUUAAUGACGAGGAAUUCCACGAGAAUAUGCCGAGAGGACCGCCAGGACCAAAGGGAGAGCAAGGUGAAUGCAGCUGUAACGCGACGGCAUUGCUCACAUCCUUCACGAUGCCGAAAAUGAUUCAAGGUCCUAAGGGAGAGCCCGGAGUCCUUGGAAAAGAAGGAAAACAGGGACAAAUGGGACUCACGGGUAUAGCUGGACCGCCAGGUGAAAGAGGACAGCAAGGUACUUUUGGUCAGAAGGGUGAGAAAGGCGAUAUUGGAAUAAUGGGACCAGAAGGACCUCAGGGUCAAAAGGGUGAGCCCGGAAGAGAUGGAAUUGCGGGCGAAAAAGGCGAGAUAGGACCGCCAGGUCCUCCUGGCAAAGGGGAUUUACCCACUUACGAUCCUGAUUGGAAAUCUCGCAGUGUAUACAGGGGGGGCGAUGCUGUGCCAAUAAGACCGGGAUUACCAGGACCAAAGGGCGAUCCAGGAAUGCCGGGAAAUUAUGGACCAAAAGGCGAAAUGGGAAUUUCGGGAAGUAAGGGCGUAAAGGGUGAGGUUGGUCAUAAGGGCUCGAAGGGCGAUCAUGGCAAGGAGGGACAUAAAGGAAAUCAAGGCUAUAAGGGCGAACCUGGUGCACCAGGUGUUCCUGGAUUACCGGGAGCUCCUGGAGAAAAUGGAAGACCAGCUGAAAAAGGCACCAAGGGUGACGCUGGUCCAGAGGGAAGAAUCGGCCCUGCUGGACCACCAGGACCUCCUGGAAUUGGUGGCAUUAAUGUUGGCGACACCGCUGCUGGUGUCAAAGGAGAGAAAGGAGAGAUAGGAAGUUUUGGUUACAAAGGUGAAAUUGGAUUGAAGGGUGAGAAAGGUGAUAAAGGAGAUUUCGGACCUUCUGGAAUUCCAGGAGUGAAUGGAGUUCAAGGACCCCAGGGCGAAAAGGGCGAACCGGGAAAGGAUGGAAUUCCUGGUUCAUUCGGGAUUCCGGGAUCGAAAGGUGAUAGGGGCGAGAGAGGUCCACCAGGUCCAACGACAAUUGCUGGCUCUGGUGAUUAUAUUACAAUUAAAGGUGAAAAAGGCUCCGAAGGUAAAAAAGGAAGGAGGGGAAAGCCUGGAAGUCAAGGACCGCCGGGUUUAGCGGGACCUCCGGGAAAGCCUGGAAUUAUCGGUGACAUCGGUCUACCGGGUCACAUGAAUAAGGGUAGACAAGGAACUCCUGGUAUACCAGGAAGUCCAGGUCCCUUGGGACCGAAAGGUGAUAAAGGAGAACCUGCUUCACCAGGUCAUUAUGGAGUUCCUAUUGGCUUGAAAGGCGAGAAGGGAGACGAUGGAUUUCCUGGAAUUCCUGGUCAAUCUGGUAGAGAUGGGCAGAGGGGUCCUCCGGGACCGCCAGGACCUGCUGGUCCCACUGGCCCAAUGGGGCCAGCUCCCCAAGGAAAUUAUAUUCCAGUUCCAGGACCUCCAGGACCUCCGGGUCCUCCUGGUACUCCUGGUCUUUCAUUUGUCGGUCAGAAGGGAGAGCCGGGAAUAGGCAAGAGCCAUUUCUUUGCUGAACGAGAUUAUUAUGGUGCACGACAAGAUACAAGAUUUAAAAGUAGUUUGGAUGAAUUAAAAGCUUUGAGGGAAUUGAAACAACUCAAAGAAUUAAAAGAACAUUUAGGUACGGGCACGGUCUCAACAAGAGGUCCAAUAGAAAGCACAACGAAAAUAGUACCGGGAGCUGUGACAUUCCAAAAUACGGAAGCCAUGACAAAAAUGUCUGGUGUUAGUCCUGUAGGAACAUUAGCUUACAUUAUUGAUGAAGAGGCUUUAUUAGUUAGGGUGAAUAGUGGUUGGCAAUAUAUCGCUCUUGGUUCUCUUCUACCUAUCACAACGCCAGCACCUCCGACAACCGUUCCACCACCUGCAAAUCCACCAUUUGAAGCGUCAAAUCUUAUCAAUCAAAUUCCAAUAAAAGCUGACGGAACAGGAUGGUAUCCACGAAUGCUACGAAUGGCAGCUUUAAAUGAGCCUUUUACUGGAGAUAUGCAUGGGGUUCGUGGAGCUGAUUUCACUUGUUAUCGACAAGCAAAACGAGCAGGCUUAAGAGGCACUUUCCGUGCUUUUCUUAGCUCGAGAGUUCAGAAUGUUGACAGUAUAGUUAGACUAGGCGAUAGAGAUCUCCCCAUUGUAAAUAUCAAGGGAGACGUUCUUUUCAACUCAUGGAAGGAAAUGUUUAACGGAAAUGGAGCCUAUUUCUCCCAGAAUCCACGAAUUUACAGCUUCAAUGGAAAAAAUAUUCUCACCGAUUUCGCCUGGCCGGACAAAGUGACUUGGCACGGUUCUCAUACACUCGGUGAUCGUGCAAUGGACACCUACUGCGACGCUUGGCACUCGAGUAGCUCCGAUCGUUUCGGUCUUGGAUCUCCAUUAACUGGUGGACGUUUACUGGAACAAAUUCGUUACUCGUGUGACAAAAAAUUCGCACUGCUCUGCAUAGAAGUCACCAGUGAAAUUGCGCGGCGACGAAAACGUUCCGACGAUCUCUUUGAAUUUGACUAUGAUGACGAACUAUCGGAAUUUGAAUAUCAAAAACAUUUAGAGCAAGUUAUGAACAAUUGAUUUACCUAAUAUACGUAAAGAGAGAAAGAGAACAAAAAAAAAUGAUGAAAACUCUUUGUACAUAACAAGCCAAAAAAGAAACAAAAGAAGUCGAAGUAUAAUCACAGACGACAAAUUUGAUCCCGUCGAUGCAUAUCUUUGACUGAUACAUAUCUAUAUAAGCGAUCGCAGCAUCAUUAAAAAUCAGGUAAAUGUCGUCUUAUGGUGUGGACACUUCAUACAUCAUGCUUUUAAUUUUUUUCCCUAUUUUUUCAAUCAUCUCAUAAUCAUUUUUCAUUAGAGAUAUUUUAUUUAAAUUAAAGUAUUUCAGUUUUAAAAAAGUAUCCAGAAAAGAGAAUUUUAAUAUUAUUUAUACAGAUUUAUUUAUUUAUUAAUUAUUAAUUUUUUAAUUA
Messenger RNA from Leptopilina heterotoma, 4145 nucleotides. It is a transcript of the gene Mp, whose product is annotated as collagen alpha-1(XVIII) chain. The transcript has 24 exons. Bases 1 to 3753 code for a protein of 1250 amino acids. The record is from RefSeq and is a predicted model, not a curated record. NCBI's taxonomy places the organism in Eukaryota, Metazoa, Arthropoda, Insecta, Hymenoptera, Figitidae.